Galendromus occidentalis (western predatory mite) is the source of this 516-nucleotide messenger RNA. RefSeq names its product probable peptide chain release factor C12orf65 homolog, mitochondrial. Gene Ontology annotation, biological process: translational termination. The transcript has 2 exons. NCBI's taxonomy places the organism in Eukaryota, Metazoa, Arthropoda, Arachnida, Mesostigmata, Phytoseiidae. The record is from RefSeq and is a predicted model, not a curated record. Gene Ontology annotation, cellular component: mitochondrion. Bases 1 to 516 code for a protein of 171 amino acids. Gene Ontology annotation, molecular function: translation release factor activity.
AUGGCUCUCUCGCUGCUGGCGCGUUUCGCUGUCAUCCCGAGACAUCCCGUCUCGAUCACAGCUCUGAGGUGUGCUUCGAAAAAAGUCGAUAAGUCGAGAGUUCCAGUCAUCGGAGAAGAAGAUAUCAUCGAGCAGUUUGUCAAAGGCUCGGGCCCCGGAGGACAGAGCGUCAACAAAACCGUCAAUUGUGUCGUCUUGUGUCACAGACCGACCGGUGUCGUAGUGCGCUGUCAUGAGUCUCGACUGCAACACCAGAAUAGGAGGAUGGCUCGGCAGCUCCUCGUUGAGAAAGUCGACGACUUCAUAAAUGGCGAGAUGUCGGUGCGGAAUCAGAAGAUACGGAUAGAGAGGGAACGGAAGAUCAAGGCGGAGCAGAGAGCCAAGAAACUUCGCGAAAAGAAACGUCUCGAGAAAGAAGAGAAGCAGCGCCUGCAAGAGGAAGAAGAAGAAGAGGAAGGACUUGUCGACCGGUGGACGAAGUUCCAGAGGGCACAAGCAGAGAAAGAAAGCUCGUAG